Molecule: messenger RNA, 4853 nt
Organism: Carassius auratus (goldfish)
Lineage: Eukaryota; Metazoa; Chordata; Actinopteri; Cypriniformes; Cyprinidae
Product: receptor-type tyrosine-protein phosphatase zeta-like
Exons: 30
Coding region: 189-3965 (1258 amino acids)
Biological process (GO): peptidyl-tyrosine dephosphorylation
Molecular function (GO): protein binding; protein tyrosine phosphatase activity
Source: RefSeq, a predicted model, not a curated record
GCAGCGUCUCUCCUCGCGCGCGCUGUGAUCGUACAGUGAAUGAAGCUCUAGCGUGGGAAAGACGAACAGGAUACGCGAGACACUGACAUGGCUCCACUGUAACAUCACUGGAAUAGCUGUGACUGUGUUUUCAAUAGAUCAGAUCUCCAAUCCACGUCUAACUCGAGCGCGUUAAAAGCCUGAAGACGAUGCGUUUGAUCACAGCCAAAUCACAUCUGUUCAUCGCGCAGCUGUGGCUCAUCUGUCACACAGAUCUGUCUGUGUCGUACCUGAGAGGUCAGCGCAAAUUCGCUGAGGACGUUGACUGGUCUUACACAGGGUCCCUGAACCAGAAACACUGGGUAAAGAAAUACCCAGUGUGUGGCAAUGCCAGACAGUCUCCCAUUGACAUCAGUGAGGAGUUCACACAGGUCAGGGUUCAGUACCAGAACCUGCAGCUGGAGAACUGGGACCAACCCACCACCGAAUACACCACCAUCACCAACGACGGCAAAACAGUGGUAAUCAGUUUGAACGGUCAGUACUUCAUAAGCGGAGGUGGGCUCAGAUCCAGGUUUAAAGUGGGCAGAAUCACGUUCCAUUGGGGCCGAUGUAACACCACUUCAGACGGAUCUGAACACAGUCUCAACGGAAACAGUUUCCCCCUGGAGAUGCAGAUCUAUUGCUUUAAUGACGAGGAGGUUGAAUCCAUCGACGAGGCUAUAAGUAGCGGAGGAAAGAUUACUGCUGUGGCUGUUCUGUUCGAGGCCAGUAUUGAAGACAACCAGGACUAUGCGGCAAUCAUUGAAGGAGUGAACAGCGUGAGCCGAUUUGGUAAAAGCAUUGCUCUGGAAGCGUUUUCUCUGCUGGCUCUGCUUCCACAGUCCACCGAAAAAUACUUCAUGUACAAUGGCUCACUCACCGCGCCGCCCUGCUCCGAAAACGUGGAGUGGAUUGUGUUUAAAAACACAGUGGCCAUCUCAGAGGCACAGCUGGAGGUGUUCUGUGAGGUGAUGACCAUACAGCAGGCCGGAUACGUCAUGUUGACCGACUACCUGCAGAAUAACUACAGAGAACAACAGCCGCAGUUCAUGGGACAAGUGUUCUCGUCCUACACGGGCACAGAGGAAGUUCCUGCACCCAUGUGCAGCUCCGAGCCGCUGAACCUGCAGGCCGACUCUCAGAACUACACGGGGAUCGUGGUGACGUGGGAACGGCCGCGGGCCGUCUAUGACACCACCAUUGAGCGCUACUCCAUCACCUACCAGAGACUGCAGGGCAAAGACCCGCCAAAACAACAGUAUCUCACAGACGGAGACCAGGAUGUGGGAGCCAUUAUCCAUCAUCUGCUGGCGAACAGUAGCUAUGUUGUCCAGGUGGUGGCGCUGUGCACCAAUGGCUUGACUGGAAAAAUGAGUGACCAGGUGAUUGUGGACAUGCCUUUCGAAGACCCAGUAAAUGAGCCCGAUCCCUUUGGAGAUUUAACAGAACCAGAGGAAUAUAAUGAGGACACAACAUCACCUGCUUCCAGCUCUCCGCCCGGCAACAGCAAGAACAGAAAUGAGACCAAACGUCCACUGAACAGACUCCUUCCAGAGGAGAGCGCCCACCUUCCUCACAGCAACAUGCAGGUCACAGAUGUCUACUAUGAGGACAUCCUCAGCACCACAAAAAUCACCCCAGCCCAAAACAACGACCUUCUCACUGUGCUGCCUGAUGCUCAGGACCAAGAAACAUCAAACAUGACAGCCAAAACUUUAAAACCCACCGCUAAACCUGCAGUGAACACAACCUCAAUAGCUGACGCUAGCACUGUCACCACUGGAUCAGCGCUUUCAGCAUCUAUGAAGAUCAUUUCUCAGAGCACUCAGCCCCUGUUUAAUGAGGCGAGUAACAGCAGUCCAGAGUCUCGUGUCGGGAUGGUGGGAGGUACAGAGAAGGAGAAGAGGACAGUUGUUCCUCUGGCUGUGGUUUCGACGCUCACUGUCCUGUGUCUGCUGGUGCUGGUGGGGAUUCUCAUCUACUGGAGAAGGUGCUUUCAGACUGCACAGUUUUAUGCAGAGGACAACAUUUCAGCCCGAGCCAUAUCUGCCCCGUCAACCCCUCUUCUUCUGCCUUCAGAGGACAAUGAAGCUCUCCCAGUAAAGGAAUUCGUAAAACACGUUGCUGAUCUUCACGCAAAUCACACAUUCGCCAAAGAAUUUGAGAUCUUGAAAGAGUCUUACGAGGAGAUUCAGGGCUGUACGGUGGACAUCUGCAGCACUACGGACAGCUCCAACCAUCCAGACAAUAAGAUCAAGAACAGAUACAUUAACAUCCUGGCCUAUGAUCACAGUCGAGUUAAACUCUCUCUAAACUCUGACAGAGAUGGAAAAGCAGGGGACUACAUUAAUGCCAACUAUGUGGAUGGCUACAACCAGCCGAAAGCAUAUAUAGCCGCCCAGGGUCCGCUGAAGGGCAGUCUGGGAGACUUCUGGAGGAUGAUAUGGGAGCAGAACGUGGGUGUGAUUGUCAUGAUCACUAACCUGGUGGAGAAGGGGCGGAGAAAAUGUGAUCAGUAUUGGCCCUCGGAGAAUCAGGAAGACUAUGGAUCCUUCCUAGUCACACUGAAGAGCACCAAAACUCUUGCCUAUUACACGCAGAGGACAUUCAUCUUGAGGAAUGUUGACGUCAAGAAGGGCUCACAGAAGGAUCGCAGUCAGGAGAGGACAGUGUUUCACUUUCAUUACACCCAGUGGCCCGACAUGGGCGUCCCAGAAUACACUCUGCCCCUGCUGUCGUUUGUGCGGGCGUCCUCGCAGCCCAGGACGGCUGAUCUGGGGCCUGUGGUGGUCCACUGCAGUGCCGGUGUGGGAAGAACAGGAACCUACAUUGUGAUCGACAGCAUGUUGAAGCAGAUAAAGGAGGAGAGUAAAGUGAACAUCACUGGAUUCCUCAAACACAUUAGAACCCAGAGGAAUUAUCUGGUGCAGACUGAGGAGCAGUACGUCUUCAUCCAUGAUGCUCUAGUGGAGGCCAUCAGGAGUAAAGAGACCCUGGUCUCCUCCAGUCACAUUCACACACAUGUGUCUGAUCUCCUCACACCGGGACCUACAGGAAAGACCCGCCUGGAAAAACAGUUUAAGCUGGUCAGUCAGAGCUGUGCAAAACAGAGCGAUUACACAGUGGCUUUAGAGGAGUGCAACGCAUCUAAAAACAGGACAUCUUGUCUUAUGCCUGUGGAGAGGUCAAGGGUCAUUCUGUCUACAGGACCUGGAGAAUCAUCAGACUACAUCAAUGCCUCUUAUUUAACGGGCUACCAUCAGACCCACGAGUUUAUCGUUACCCAGAAUCCUCUGCCAAACACCAUACAGGACUUUUGGAGGAUGAUCUGGGAUCACAAUGCACAGAUCAUAGUUUCUCUGCCAGAUACACAGAGUGCGAGCAGAGACGGAGAGUGUGUGUACUGGCCCACUAAAGAUCAGCCAAUCAGCUGCGAGACCUUCACUGUGACCUUCAGGGGUGAGGACAAACUGUGCCUGUCCAAUGAGGAGUCGCUUGUGGUACAGGACUUCAUUUUGGAGGCUCUAAAGGACGACUAUGUUCUGGAGGUCCGGAGGUACCAGAGCCCUCGCUGGCCGAACCCUGACAGCCCCAUCAGCAACUGCUUUGAGCUCAUCAACAUCAUCAGAGAAGAGAGCUCACGCCGAGAGGGACCCGCCAUCAUCCACGAUGGGUCUGGAGGGACGAGUGCUGCUUUACUCUGUUCACUGACCAGCCUGGUCGACCAGCUGGAAGAGGAGAACAGUGUAAACGUUUAUCAGACUGCCAGAAUGAUGAACCUCAUGAGGCCGGGAGUCUUCAACGAUAUUGAUCACUAUCAGUUCCUCUAUAAAGCUAUCCUGAGUUUGGUGAGCACCAAGGAGGACGAGAGAGCACUUCACCACUCGGAAAACAACGGCACGGUUCCCGCCAACCCGUUGGAAAGCCUGGAGUCGCUCAUGUAGAUAUACAGACAUUAAAUCAAGAGAAAGUCGUUUUUAAAACCCUUAUAAAGUCUCUACACAGACUACAUGGGUACAGGAUAUACUAUAAUCUGGUCUUUUAUUGUGCCUUUUCAUUACCUUUGUACUUUAUAAAAUGCUUUGAUAUAAUAUUUCUGUUGUAACUAAUGCCAAAAUUUCUACUCUUUGGAAAAGCAGUGAUUGCUGUAUUGCUGGUGAUGUCUUAGAUUUUAGUCAGACAUAAUUGUUGAAGAAAUAUUUAUAAGUAGCAGGGUAAAAUAUUUAAUAUGCUAUCUAUUGGGGGGUAAAUCUUUGAUAUAUAAUAGCAUUCUUGAAUGUAGCCUCAUGAGUGUGAUUCUAAUAUAUAAAACAAUCGGCCACACCAACAGACCAAAAUACAUUUCUAUGACUAGCUCUUCUUUUUUACUAUGUUAGUUAUUGUAGAAACUGAAUGUUUCUUUUUUUUUUUUUUUUGUAAUUUCUGAAUUAACUUGAUAUUGAUAUGUUGUAACAGACAUUUUUUCGUACAUUUCUCAUUUGUAAUACGCGCAUCCUUCUAGAUUUAAAUCUGUCAUUUCAUUAGCAUUCGGUUUUAUAUUUCCAUGUUUAUCAACUUUUAUUUAAACUGUCUAAUCAUUUAGGCCUUUUUUGUCAAGCAUUAACUCAGAACGUACUUGGAGACAAGAAAGCAAGCACAGUAAAACAUAAACAAACCAGGAUUUUCCACGCACAUCAUUUCUUCUACAUUUGCGAGUGUUUGUCAUUUCUAAACGUUGUAUUUUCUUCCACCGAGCUUCCAAACUGCUAACCACAAAAUGAAAGUGGGUGAAAUGAAAUAUUAUGUGUAAAAGUGUUGCAGUGCGAUUAUUCGAGAGACUACAUAUAAUAUUU